Molecule: messenger RNA, 1626 nt
Organism: Aspergillus nidulans FGSC A4
Lineage: Eukaryota; Fungi; Ascomycota; Eurotiomycetes; Eurotiales; Aspergillaceae
Product: snoRNA-binding rRNA-processing protein UTP15
Exons: 1
Coding region: 1-1626 (541 amino acids)
Biological process (GO): rRNA processing
Cellular component (GO): nucleolus
Source: RefSeq, a predicted model, not a curated record
AUGGCGGCCCCCGUCCUCCCGUUAACGCAGGUCAAGCUGCCCGAGCUGCCCGCAUCACAAUUAAGCCCCGAGCAGCUCCACUGGAAGACCUUCAAAAAUCCUCUCCUCAUUCCAUCACCAGCAAACGGCCCUGUCAACUUCAUCACACAACCAUCUGCGCCCUCUUCCGCCUCUGCCUUCCCCUCGCUCACACAGCCCCCCGAUGUCUUCACCGUCACAACGGGCGCCCGCGUGCAGAUUUACUCUAUUCGCACACGAAAACUGCUCCGAACGAUCACUCGGUUCGAUGACACUGCGCGCGGCACAGACGUUCGUCCUGAUGGCAGGAUUCUAGUAGCGGGUGAUGAUACCGGUACAUUACAGGUGUUCGAUGUUGGUUCGCGAGCGAUUUUGAAGACGUGGAAGGACCACAAGCAGCCGGUUUGGGUAGCCAAGUUCUCGCCUAGCGAUCCGACGUGUGUUCUGUCCGCAAGCGAUGACCGGACUGUGCGGUUGUGGGAUCUGCCCAGUGAGAACAGUAUCAAAUCAUUCGUGGGUCACUCCGACUAUGUGCGUACUGCGGCGUUCAUGCCGGGUUCGCUGGCUUCGUCUGGCUCGUUAGUGUCUGGUAGUUACGAUCGAACAGUGCGGUUGUGGGAUCCCCGUAUGGAGGGCCGGUCUGCCAUGACUUUCAAGAUGGGCGCGCCGCUGGAAACUGUUCUCCCCAUGCCGACGGGCACGACAGUGCUGGCCGCGGCGGACAACAAGAUCGCGGUGUUGGAUAUCGUGGCUGGAAAGCCACUGCAUAUGAUUCAGAGCCAUCAAAAGACAGUCACAUCACUCUCCUUAGCAUCGGACGGAACGCGGUUACUCAGCGGUGCUCUCGAUGGCCACCUUAAGAUUCACGAAACAACUGGCUGGAAUGUCGUGGCUGGCUUCAAAUACCAGUCGCCCAUCCUCUCCCUCUGCGCAAUCACCUCCGGCGCUGCACGCGAAGACAAGCAUAUUGCCGUUGGUAUGCAGUCUGGACUGCUGUCAAUCAAGACCCGUCUCUCUGGUCAGCAGAAGGCGCGCGAGCGCGAGCGCAAGAAGGAAAUGGAGGCCCUUCUUGAGGGAAAGAUUGAAGAGUACGACAAGAAGAAGAACAAGAAUAAGAGGCGCCAAGGCUCCGCGUGGGAACGACGAUGGCGAGGUCUGGAUUUUGUCGGUGAAGGAGUGGACAUCAUCAUCGACGGUAAUGAGGCAAAGAAGCGCAAGAAGGAGAAGGGGUGGGAACUUGAUCUGCGCAAAGGCCGCUACGCUACUGCUCUCGACCAGGUCCUUGGCUCGGCCGACAGGAUCGCGCAGCUUACCCUUUUCUCAGAGCUGCGGCACCGCUCUGCGCUUCGUGCGGCCCUGCGGGGUCGUGAUGAGGUCACGCUUCAGCCCGUGCUGCAGUGGGUGUACAAGAACAUCACGGAGCCGAGACUGGUUGGACUGAGUGUGGAGGUAGCAAUGAAUGUGUUGGAUAUCUACUCUGCGAACCUGGGGCAGUCGGAACAGAUCGACAAAAUGGUAGAGCGGCUGCAUUGGCGGGUGAGGGAUGAAGUGGACUUUGCGCAUCAGGCGUUCGAGACGAAGGGGAUGUUGGAUAUGCUGCGUGCUUAA